AUGAAGUUAGACUCGAUCCAAGGGAAAGAAGUGAAAGAGGUGAAAGAAGUUCGACAAGUGGAAGAAGUAUACGUCAUUUGUGAGAUUGUGGGCCAUUCAACUGACAAUUGCCAUACCAUUCCCGCCCUCCGACACCACUAUAGUCAACUUCCCACAAAAGAGGUGUGCGCUUUGAACCAACGUUGGGAUCCGUAUUCUAAUACUUACAAUCCGGGGUUGCGGUCUAAUUCAGCUUUCCGUUGGGGUAAUCAGAAUGAAGCAGGCACUUCCUCAACUUCUCAAGCUCCUCCUCCCCCUCAGAAUCCAACUUGGCGACAACCUCAAUUUCAAGGCUCACCCCGUUUUCUUGCAAUUCAAGGACCGCUUGGAUUCAUACCGCCUAAUCAAUUUCACGGAGAAAGGGAAGCUUCCUACUCAACCUUUGCCAAACCCUCAAGGUCAAAUUUGCUUGGUAGCUCUUCGGUGACUUUUCCAAAGCAAGCCAAUGCCAUUAUUUCUUUGAGGAGUGGGAAGACCGUGGACAAUGCUCAAGUGGAGCCGCCAGUAACACCCAUUUUGCUACCUUUUCCGGUACUGUCAAAGCCAACAACGUCAGAUGGGGAAUCUCCCAAACCAGCUCCUACGGAAGAGGCGAAAGGAAAGGCAAAGGAGAGUGAAGUUCCGCAAACUUUCACCGUUCCCGCUCCAUAUCCCAAUCGGUUAAAGACGCUAGCCAAGCCAAAUCUGAACAAUGAUAUCUACAACGUGCUCAAGCAAGUGACCGUUAAUCUUCCCUUGCUUGAUGCUAUCAAACAAAUUCUGUCGUAUGCCAAAUUUCUGAAGGACUUGUGUACUCACAAAUGCAAGCUCCAAGUGCAAAAGAAGGUCGUGGAAAAAGUUUUUCUUGAUUUGGGGGCAAGUGUGAACCUCUUACUGUUCUUAGUCUAUGAACAACUUGGCUUGGGAGAGAUGAAACCAACUCGGGUGACUUUACAAUUGGCAGAUAGGAGUAUUUGUGUUCCCAAGGGCAUGGUGGAAGAUGUUCUUGUUCAAGUUGAUCAAUUUGUAUACCCGGUUGACUUCGUGGUUUUAGACACGUGUCCAGUUCCAGCGGCUCAAACCUCCGUUCCAAUUAUUCUCGGGCGGCCUUUCUUAGCCACAUCCGAUGCCGUGAUCCAUUGCCGGGAUGGCCGACUUAAUAUGAGUUUUGGUAACAUGAAGAUGCAAGUCAACAUGUUCCAUAUUGGUAGCCAAAUGGGGGAUGGUGAUGAUGUCUGCGGAGUUAGCAUGAUUGACUCACUUGUUCAAGAUCAUGUUGAUGAGUUUGUUUGCCAAGAUGAGUUGGAGCUCGCACUGACUUCCGCCGAAGCCGAUUUUCUUGACUCUCCUGAUGUUGCUUACUUGUGCUCUUUAUUAGAUGCGGAGGAAGUGUGUGGUCUUAACCCAUGGAUCCCAAAAUUCAAGGAAUUGCCCCCGAUUGUGAAGCAGGUCAUUCCGUCUAGCGUGGAACCCCCGACACUCGAUCUUAAACCAUUAUCGGACACUCUCAAGUAUGCUUAUCUUGGCGAUGGCCAAACAUACCCGGUGGUGAUCUCCUCCGCCCUCACCGAACUUCAAGAGUUUCAAUUGUUAGCUAAGUUACAGAAGCAUUCCACGGCUAUCGGGUGGUCUAUAGCCGACAUCAAAGCCAUUGAUGCCUCCCUUUGUUCUCAUCACAUUUACAUGAAGGAUGAUGUCAAGCCAUCUCGCCAGCCUCAAUGA
Molecule: messenger RNA, 1740 nt
Organism: Rhododendron vialii
Lineage: Eukaryota; Viridiplantae; Streptophyta; Magnoliopsida; Ericales; Ericaceae
Exons: 3
Coding region: 1-1740 (579 amino acids)
Source: RefSeq, a predicted model, not a curated record